This is a messenger RNA of Candidula unifasciata, 4359 nucleotides long. The record is from the annotation of a GenBank genome assembly. NCBI's taxonomy places the organism in Eukaryota, Metazoa, Mollusca, Gastropoda, Stylommatophora, Geomitridae.
AUGGCUACCACCAAAGUGACCUUUGUAACAGGCACUGCAGAAGUCAAGAGAAGAGAUCCAGUCCAGGAAUUUUCCCGUUUAGAACCUGUGCCUGAGCAGCGAUUAACUACAGAACCACACACACCACUCCAGGUGACUUACAUUGAUGGAAAAUGUACUUGCUGUCCCUAUGGCUACCACAUUGAUCUGGACUUUCUCAACUUUUGCCGUGACCUACAACGGGGUUCCACUUUGAAAAAUCUCAAAAGGAUACAGCGAACUAAAAGAAAGCUGAGGAAAUCUAUGGAGAUGAUGCUUGAUGAACAAGAAGGCAUAGCACCAGGCUCAAAGUCUACCCCACCAGAUGUGGUUCAUUCCACCGAGGCUGGGCGACUGAUGCAUAUGAUUAAUUAUGAGCAGUCAGCCACCCAGAAUCUUCUCAGUCGCAUAGAUGCCUCUGUCAGUAACAUGGCUGGUGUGGAGGAGGGACCAGGGAGAAAAUAUGUAUCUUCUGACAGUCUUGAGCCUAGAACUCCUACUUAUAGUACAUACCCACUUGAUGAGUCUAACGUCAUGACAACAUCAUAUUCCACACUGGAUCGUACAGAUUCGUUUGGUUCCCUGUCAUCUGUAUCCACCCUGUCCAGUGAAAAUGCAUUACCCCAUCCUGCAGAACUGAAACAACUUUACAUCAAAACAAGGACAGAGGUAUGCGUCCUUUCGAAAGAGGACAACCAGGCUUCUCUGCAGUCAGUGCGAGAAGCUAUGGCUGUCAGUCUUCAACGAAUGAGAGAACUUGAAGAGCAAGUGAAAACUAUUCCAAUUUUACAGGUGCGUAUAUCAGUGCUGAAAGAGGAGAAGCGACUGUUGAGUCUUCAACUAAAGGCCACUAAUGCUGGUGCUAAACCUCCAGUGAGUUCCAUAGGGGUUGGUGAUGGAAGAGUGGAUGUUGUAGAAGUCAUGGAACAUUCUGUCAAGUCUCCUCGAACAUUCGACUUCCCCAAAUCUUUCUAUGCAGAUGACAAAUCACCAGUUCAGAAAUCACCACAAUUUAAAAGCCCACCCCAGACAUUACCUAAACCUACUAGAAUAUUCUCAUCGGGUGUGGGUGAUCACAGCGUCCUUGAACCCUACAACCUCCAACCAGAUCUGCCAUCUGGGUUCACUAUUAGAGACAAUGAAACAUCCUUUGAAAUACAUUCCAGAACAGUCAUACAGCAGACGAGCACCCCAGUAAAUAGAAUUUCCAUCCAGUCUUUGAACAGCCCUCCUAGAGCUCUUACGAGAACUGUUGGUACAGGAGAUGGAAAUGUGUUUGAUGAGUCCGGGCUACAUGUUCAUGAGAAGGAGCUGAGGACUGUGAUCAUAGGACCCAGCAGUCCCGUGGCUAAGAGAAACGUGGGUAUCGAGUGUCGGGUGCCUACGCGGGAUGUGGGCGUGUUGUUUAAAUGUGAUGAAGCCAAACCUGAAACGAGAACUGUGGGUGUUAAUGUCAACUAUGACACCAGUGGCAUCCUGACCACGCUUGACUUCAAGGGGGAAACUGAGCUUCGAAUGGCACUGAGAGGUGUUCUCCAGAGGAGCGUACGAAGUGUGGCAACUAACUGUAACUUUAAUCCAACUGUUGUAGACUCCGGCACGGCAACAGACUCGUUCACAGGUAUCAGUGUGGGCUGUGGAGAUGAGGAGCAGAGGGUGGACGUGGAUGUCAGGCCUGCAACCAUGAAGAAGUCGGUGGCCACUGCUGCUAAACCAGAAACUGGACAUAAAUGGGUCAGCACUGAGCCAGAGUGGGCCUUGGAUGCCAGCACAAACACAUAUCAGGUAGAUACUUACCACAAAUCUGUUAUGACUGAGAGACAGAAACAGAUGUUUGCAGCUACAAAUACAGAGCCACCCAUAUGCCACAUUGCAACGUGUCAGACUGAACAGAAAGUGUUCUCGGAUCUUGAUCAGGUUAGAAAUACUGCUAGCAACACUGAACCAGCCAGAACUUAUUCGACAGGAGUGUGUACUGACAUCAUUCCUACCUUCACUGUCGGCAUCAACACCACAGAAAUGGUCUCUGAUGUCUUUCGAGUCUCAUCUGAACAGAAGACUAGUGUUCAGGCCAACGAACUCAAGUCUCAAGAACUCAAAUCUCAGGAACGCAAGUCUAAAGAACUGAAGUCUAUAUUAAAGAAACCAAAGACUGCUGAUUCAUCUGUGCAGAGAGAUAGCAGAACUGACCCUGGUCAUCAAGAAAUCACAGAAACUUCCAGAAAGGUUCAAGCUACAGGUCAUGAAAGUACAUUUUUAAACCGCUAUGGAGAUGUAAAACACUCAUCAAGUUCUGAUGAUAGACAACAUUUGACUAGCAGAGAAACCACUUCCACUUCGCCACCUCAGACCAGAGACUUUGUUCGCAGUCAAGGGGCCUUCUUCAGUAGUCGAAAGGAGCUUUUAAACAACAGUUCCAGUCAGGAAGAUUUGGAGAAUAGACAUUCUGCCUUUAAAAGGGUUUCUCCAAGUAAAUCUGAAGAUGGUUUUUCAGAAACUGUUGUAGAACAUUACAUCAUAACCAACAAUGGGAAGAAGCUUAUUUCAGAAGAGAAAACAACCACUACAUCUUCAGGAACCAACACGAGUUUCAGGAAAUUUGCGCCAGAAGAUGGAGAUUUCUGGUCUCAGAAUUUGGACCCUGAGGGGGACAGUAAUAACCAGUCCGAAGAUGUAAGCAGACUUUCAGAAGGUGGUGGAUCCAGAAUUAGCUCACAUGAGAGCUACACAGUUAACAAACCAGUUGGGAGUUUAAUGACAGAGAAGAACUUUGUUAGUGUGAUAAACAACCCAUAUCUUACGGUAGACAAUUUAGCCGAGGUUUCAUCCUUGUUAGAUUCUGACAUAGGAAGCAGUUUAACAAUCCCUCAUAUUUCCAAAACAGCAAGUGACAAUUGUGAAAUAACCACCUAUGUCACAGAAACAACUGAAGAUGGUGGGACAAGAGCUUGGGAGGAUCAGUCCCCAGCUGGUCAGCUUCCCGUCUCUCUGACAAGUGAAGAUGACUCAGAAACCAAGACUGCAUCUUCAGCUUCAAAGACACAUAUCUCCAACAUUCUCAGUUCUCAGCAUUGGUCAGAUUCAAACCUAUCUUCCCCUGUGACCGGUGACAGUGAGUUUGCAGGCAGGGGUAAUUUAACUGUCGGUGGCACCAAAAGUUUCAGUGAGACGAUAAUGACUGCAAUUGGUGGCAGUGAUGGGGAUUUGGCCAGUGAGGUGGGCAACUAUGGAUCUCUGGACAGGCAGACUGGCAAGCUCAAGUCUAUCAUGAAGCGAAGGCCAUCAGAUUCACAGCAGAUAGGCAGCAGAAGGGGCAUCAGGUUUGCAGAAACUGUGACUGGAGGUACUGGAUCCAGCUCUCAAGAAGACGAGGAGGAAAAUACUUCAGACUCAGAUUCUACUGCCAGUUUUGAAGAGGGGUCUUAUGAUGGACAGCAAGGGCAGGUUAUAUAUUAUUGCAAAGAUGAUGAGGCCAUAGCUCAAGGCCUGCCUGGAGCUCAGAUGUUCGAUCAGAAUAUCAGAGAAAUCUAUGAACUGCCAAGUGAAGUUAGACAAGCAUGCAAUGUUCUGGCCACAUACCUUGUUGACUCUACCUCGAUUCAGACCAGACAGUUGAACGCUUGUCAGACCCAGGUACAGGAAGAGUGGUUUCGGGUGUCCAGUCAUAAGUUAUCGGUGGCUCACCAAGUGGAAGACUUCCUUUCUUCUGUCAACGAGAUCUCAAAGAGACUUCUGGAGCAUGUUAUCAACAUGGCAGAUGCAAAUGGCAAUACAGCCAUCCAUUACUGUGUCUCACACUGCAACUUUGAGAUAGUCAGUCUGUUGCUGGAUUCCGAGGUGUGUGAUAUCAACAAGCAGAACAAGGCAGGCUACACCCCCAUCAUGCUGGCUGGACUUGUCACUUUACAGAACCCAGAACAUCAAGAAACUGUCCGCAGGCUCUUCUCCAGGGGUGAUGUCAAUGCAAGAGCAACAUCAACCAAGCAGACGGCCCUAAUGUUGGCAGCCAGCCAUGGCAGGACAGAAAUGGUACGACUGCUUGUGGAGGAAGGUGCGGACAUCAACUUGCAAGAUGAAGAUGGCUCCACGGCCCUAAUGUGUGCCUGUGAACAUGGCAACUUGGAUAUUGUAAACUUCCUUCUGGCUCAGCCCGGCAUUGAUGCCAACAUUGUAGACAAUGAAGAUAGUACAGCUCUGUCUAUAGCCAUGCAGGCAGGUCACAAAGAUGUGGGUGUCGUCUUGUACAAACACUUGAAUUUCUCAAAAGUAACCUCCCCUGCAGGCCACAAGAGGAGAAGAAGUUCUAAUUCCCCGACCCUGAGCAACUUUGCUAUUCGAUGA